Molecule: messenger RNA, 3118 nt
Organism: Syngnathus typhle (broad-nosed pipefish)
Lineage: Eukaryota; Metazoa; Chordata; Actinopteri; Syngnathiformes; Syngnathidae
Product: immunoglobulin superfamily member 2-like
Exons: 9
Coding region: 95-3097 (1000 amino acids)
Source: RefSeq, a predicted model, not a curated record
AUGCUAACAGGAAGCAGAAGCCACUUAAAAUGAUGUGGAGACGCAUACAUGCACAAUAUGUUAUGUAUUGACACAGUCAACAAGCUGAUUCAGGAUGUUGCACUUGCUUUUCUACUUAUGGACUCCUUGUUUGCUCCUGUGUAUGGCAACACUUUUGCACCACGGAAAUGCCAGAGUGCUGACUGAGAUCCAGGCAGGACCUCUGUACCGUGUGGCAGGUUCUCUGCUCUCCAUAUCCUGCAACACGAGCGGCUUCACCAAUGUCAACUCCAGGAAGGAAUUUGAAUUCCGCAUCACCAAGCCUGCGAAUACAAUGGUCCUGAACAUUAUUAGCACUGAAAACCCAAGCUUUAGUUACAGUAUAUAUAGCCAGAGAGGCGACAACAUCACUUUGACACGUGUAUCAUCCAACUCUGUCCUCUUUGAGAUAAAAAGUCUUCAGAAAGACGAUGAAGGGGAGUACGACUGCGCGGUGAUCAACCCAGAAUAUACUUAUGAUGGAAUCUACAGCGUACAAACCAUUGUUAAAGUGAUUGAUGACUCCCUGAGCGUUUUGUCUGCCACCUCCAACUCGCUGAGCUAUAACCAGGAUGAAACGCUCACUUUAACAUGCCAAGCUUCCAGCAACACCAUCCAGCAUACCCAUCUAUCUGUAGCCUGGUAUCUCCGCAAGGACAGUGCCGAUGACGAUGCAAAGCUCAUUGUCUCCCUGGACAGAGACUUCACAUUAAGGUCUGGCCCAGAAUUUCAACAGCGCUACAAAGCCGGCUUCAUAAGACUGGACAAAGUCGGAGAGGCCACCUACAGGCUGACGAUCGACCAUUUGGAGCCAUCGGAUUCGGGCCGAAUCUACUGCGAAGCUCAAGAGUGGAUCGAGGAUCCAGACCGGUCCUGGUACUCGCUUACGCAGAAGACUGCAGAGGAGACUACACUAGCCGUCAAAGGCAGAGAAACAGAGCCGGUAACAGACAAGGUCUCUGUGGUGGUGAGACUGUCAGCUCAGCAGACAUCUCUGCAGGAGGGACAGGAGCUGCUGCUAACAUGCAGUGUUGACACAGAGAAAGUGGAGAGGUUUUUCUCUGUAGCUUGGCUGCGGGCAGGUGUCGAGCUGGCCCGAAUAGGCCCUACGGGCGUUCUAUCUGUGAACACUGAGUACGGUCUGCGAGAGAAGCAAGGAGAACUCAGGGCCAGCAGGAUCGGGGACAGAGAUUACCGUCUUGUUUUACAGCCUGUCCGCACUGAAGACCAGGGAGGGUACAUGUGCAGAGUGUGGCCCCAAGAAAGACAACAUGGCGGCUUUGUGCAAGGCAAAGCCCAAGACUCCAACUCCCUUCUUGUUAGCAUCUCGGCUUCAGCCAGUGGACUCUCGGUCGAAAUGCAAAACACCGUGAAUGUCAAGGAAGGCGACACAGUGACCCUGACUUGCAAAGUACACGGCUUCAAGGACCAGCUCUCUGUCACUUGGCAGCGCAAAGUAGCGACGAUGUCCACGUUGGCCAACAUUAUCGGUUUGAGUCAGGAGGGUGUCGCGGAGACGCCUGCUGUCGAGCUCUCGAAUCUAAUCAGAGUUAAGCGACCUGCGGUGGACAUCUUUGUCUUGGAGCUGGAUGAAAUCACGCCUGACGAUUCGGGUGUGUACCACUGUGUGGUUUCUGAAUGGAACAGACACAGCAGGACCAACAGCCAAUCAGCGAGGACCAUGUUGACGGUGACCCCCAUGGAUUCUUUUAUGCGGGUGAUUCUGAUCAGCCGCAAUAGCGUUGCGACUGUUGGAGACAACGUGGAAUUGAUGUGCCGUGUCAAAGGGCCACCACGUCUCACCACGACGCUCUCUUGGAGCGUGCAUCGGAACACCUCAACCUUAGAUAACAUCCUGAGCGUAUACUACGACGGUACCAUUAGCUGGUCUGGGGAGCAGCAACGCUACCACCUUCGGGUUGACAACAAACCCAGUGAGAGGAUUUACUACCUUCUCAUCAAUGGUGCCAGCCACAGGGAGGCGGGGAGCUACCAGUGUCAAGUGUCCGUUUUCCAGAAGAACGUGUUCAAGAAGCUGCCACCAUCCAACCUGCUCAUGGUCAUGGUGCGGAACCCAGCGAGUGACCUCAUUCUAACGCCCACCCCUACUUUAACAAGAAAUAUCAACAGUGACAUCACCAUCAAAUGCUUAGUCACUUCAUCUCGCUCUGGAUCUUCCCGCUACGCCGUCACCUGGAUUCUACAGCAACAGACCCAAAGUGUGACCGUUUUGAGCUUGGAUCGAAACUCCCAAGUAACAUCGACCGUGGACCAAAAACAGCGAAUCAGUGGCCAGCAGACCAACGGUCCUAGUUUUGAGCUGUCCAUUCGGGAUUCUCGUACUUCAGACCAAGGUGUUUAUGUGUGUGAGGUGAUAGAGUGGCUGCAAGAUCCUCGUGGUGAAUGGUACCAUCUCCCCCCAGUCUCUGGAACCGUUCAGCUGACACUCAUUGAGCCUGCCAAUGAUCUUCUUUUGGAUCACAAAGAGCAGCAGGUUCUUGUGAAAGAAGGAGACAGAGUCCAUCUCAAAUGUGAGCUGUUAUCAGGUGCAUCCAGUGAUUCCUGUUUCUACAAAGUCACUUGGUUCUACACCAGACUCGGAUCUUCUGCGGUAUCGCUUUUGGAGCUCGAUCAUACGGGCCUAAUGAGAUAUCCGGAAAGAACGGGACUUCACGGCCUGCAACAAAGGCUUCGUCUUUCCAGACCCAAACGGAGCAGCUUCGAUCUUGAAAUUCAAAACAUCCACGAAGGGGAUAGUGGGACCUACCGUUGUCAGGUGGAGCAGUUCCAACUCGGGCAUGAAGGCCAAUGGGAGCAGAAGGCUUCGGUUGACGGUGGUCCCAUCAUAUUGUCUGUGGACAUUGCAGGAGAACAUGAAGCUGGCUCAGGAUGUCCUUCACGCAUGUGGAUCGGCCUUCUUGUAGCAAUUGUACUCUGCUCACUGUUGGUCAUAUUUGUGCUGGUGCUCAAGAUGCGUCGGGCCAAGACCUGCGGAAAGAAACCAGAUCAGUCUUUGUGGGUGGAGCAGCACCAACUGAAGACAAAACCCUAUGUAGAUGAUUGUAAAGAGAUGGAAUAAAUACUAUAAUGGCAAUAGUCA